This is a messenger RNA of Fukomys damarensis (Damara mole-rat), 1212 nucleotides long. RefSeq names its product triosephosphate isomerase 1 (gene Tpi1). Gene Ontology annotation, biological process: glycolytic process; glycerol catabolic process; glyceraldehyde-3-phosphate biosynthetic process. Gene Ontology annotation, molecular function: triose-phosphate isomerase activity. The record is from RefSeq and is a predicted model, not a curated record. NCBI's taxonomy places the organism in Eukaryota, Metazoa, Chordata, Mammalia, Rodentia, Bathyergidae. The coding region runs from base 66 to 815 and encodes 249 amino acids. Gene Ontology annotation, cellular component: cytosol. The transcript has 7 exons.
ACAUAAGCUGCCAGUGGCAGCAGCUGCGCGUUGAUUCCGACCUUCAGCGUCCCGGCAGAAGUGCCAUGGCGCCGUCCAGGAAGUUCUUCGUGGGAGGCAACUGGAAGAUGAACGGGCGGAAGAGUACCCUGGGGGAGCUCAUUGGCACUCUGAACGCCGCCAAGGUGCCGGCCGACACGGAGGUGGUUUGUGCGCCCCCUACUGCCUACAUCGACUUCGCCCGGCAGAAGCUAGACCCCAAGAUUGCUGUGGCUGCGCAGAACUGCUACAAAGUGACUAACGGGGCCUUCACUGGGGAGAUCAGCCCUGGCAUGAUCAAAGACCUGGGAGCCGCAUGGGUAGUCCUGGGCCACUCGGAGAGGAGGCACGUCUUCGGGGAAUCAGAUGAGCUGAUCGGGCAGAAGGUGGCCCACGCCCUGGCAGAGGGCCUGGGAGUAAUUGCCUGCAUCGGGGAGAAGCUGGAUGAGAGGGAAGCUGGCAUCACAGAGAAGGUCGUUUUUGAGCAAACCAAGGUCAUCGCAGAUAACGUGAAGGACUGGAGCAAGGUGGUGUUGGCCUAUGAACCCGUGUGGGCCAUCGGCACUGGAAAGACUGCAACACCGCAGCAGGCCCAGGAAGUACAUGAGAAGCUCCGGGGGUGGCUUAAGUCCAACGUAUCUGAUGCAGUGGCUCAGAGCACCCGUAUCAUUUAUGGAGGUUCUGUGACUGGGGCAACCUGCAAAGAGCUAGCAAGCCAGCCUGACGUGGACGGCUUCCUCGUGGGCGGUGCGUCCCUCAAGCCUGAAUUUGUGGACAUCAUCAAUGCCAAACAUUAAGUGCUGUUUGGCUCCCUGCCCUUCCUGUUAAGGCAGGGAAUAGCCGCCCAGAAGCCCAGUGACGCCCCUCCCCAGCUGAGGGUGUCAGCUGCCCCUGGCCUAAUGCAAACUGUACUUCCCUCGAGUGUUCACACCUCCCCCUUCACAACUCCCCCGUAAUGGUCGGGACCAGGCCAAUCCCUUCACUGCUUACUCAUUGGAAGGAGGUGGCUUCUCCUUGGCUAGCAGAGGCGGAAGUAGUCCGCUUGCUUGUGGUCCCCUCAGGCCCUGUUGAGGGCAGUAGAGAGGUCUUCCCCCCUCAUACCACAACAGCCUCCUGAGAGGCCAGGACGAUUCCCUCCCAGUGCUGUGUCUGUGAGCCAUCCCACCUGUAAGGGAAAUAAACACCUGCCACUAA